AUGUCUCAGGUGGACGUUGACCUGGGCGAGCUGUUGGCCGAGGGGCUGCCCGGCCACGUCGCGCUCAGCAUUCGCCAUGUCUCGUCGACCCCGACGCCCUCCACGGCCCUCUUCGCAGCGCCACCGGGUGAAACCCCCGAAUCUACCUUUUGCACAAACCACUUCCUCACCGCAGCCAUUCCCCUAGACCAGUCCGAUGGCGCCGAGGUCAUCGUGUUUGGCAUGGAGGUGUUGGUCUACAGCACCGCCCACUUGACCACCGUAUUCGUGUCCAAGGCCGACUCCACCGGCUACCUCCAUCGACUGCCCACGGCCCCAAAGGUCUCGCUGCUCCGCCGCAUCUCUCAGACCUUUCUUUCCGUUCUGGUCCAGACCCAUCAACGACCGGGUGUCCGACUGCUAGUGUCUUUGUUUGCCCGGGCGCAAAGCCAGUACCUGUUCCCGGGCAGUAUCGACAAUCCCCAGAAGCAUGUCUUAGAUGACCGGGGCUUGAUCAAGUGGUGGUGUCGCGUCGUCGAUCCCAUUCUACGCGAAUACGAGCCAGAGUCGGGCUCGCACCAAAAGGGAUUACAGGACCAUCAGGCCGAGUCCGCCAACAGUUCCGCAACCGCUUUUUUGAUAGUCCCCGGGUGUGACCGGUUUGAAACCAGGGGCUUCUUUCCUGCCACGGCCAAAUCGGACGACAAGGACCGGCCGCGGUGGCUGAAUAGUUACCCCGUUCACCAAUUGUGUGACAAUCCCAACGCGCCUCCGCGGUGCUUGAUUCCCCAGUUUCCGGAUGACCCUAAAACUCGCUUCGUGGGUGACCUGGAUGACGAGCUCCCAAAGGACGCAGAUGUCUCUGGCGAACAUGCAGGGCAGUGGCGAAGCGUUAGGUCUUUGGAGCAGUUUUGGGAGAUGAUGUCUUUCCGACAAGAAUGCUCGGCGGGACGGUUGGUGGGCUUUUUGUGGCUCGUGAUUAAUCCUCCGGGACUGGUGAACUCGGUGCAGAUGACCAGUUCUCGGUCUGUUCUUGAUCUCAAGGCCCAGUCGAUUGGCGAUAGCGCUACCGUGAAGCCGUCCGGUGAUGCUACAUCCAUUUCGGAUCAGGCAUCUACCAGCCUUGAUGCACAAUCGCCGGGCGAGGACAAUACUUCUUCAGCACAGCCGGCUACGGCCGAGUCUGAUUACAAGCCUCCAACUGUCGCUGCUGAUGCCGAUGCGUUUUUCUGGCCAGAGGCUGGGCGAGGACAUGCGGUGCUGAGCGAAGCGGACUACAAAACGGCCAUCGACUUCCUCCUCGUUCAAGACUUUGACACCGAGCAGGUUGCUAUUGCCAGCACCAAGGCCUGGGGCGAGAAGGUUGCCUCGCUGGCGGACCAGCUUUAUGUCGGGCAGCGGGUCGUGGGAAGAAACACCAAGGAUGAAACCUUCCAGAAUACCGUGGAGGUGAACACGCUCAUGACCAGCGGACUCGUUCGGAAGCGCAAGAAGGUCGACACCGAAGUCGAACAGACUGUCAGCAAGACGAGCGAGGUGAAUAACACUGGAGCAACUACGGUGAUUGCUCAGGCAUCUGGUCAAACCUCGGGUGUCAACGUCCUCCAAGCCAGCUUGAUCAGGAAGAAGAAAAAGACAUAG
Molecule: messenger RNA, 1620 nt
Organism: Aspergillus ibericus CBS 121593
Lineage: Eukaryota; Fungi; Ascomycota; Eurotiomycetes; Eurotiales; Aspergillaceae
Product: H3 histone acetyltransferase RTT109
Exons: 1
Coding region: 1-1620 (539 amino acids)
Biological process (GO): DNA damage response
Cellular component (GO): nucleus
Molecular function (GO): histone H3K56 acetyltransferase activity
Source: RefSeq, a predicted model, not a curated record